Messenger RNA from Cydia splendana, 2128 nucleotides. RefSeq names its product zinc finger protein 271-like. The transcript has 10 exons. Lineage: Eukaryota; Metazoa; Arthropoda; Insecta; Lepidoptera; Tortricidae. The record is from RefSeq and is a predicted model, not a curated record. The coding region runs from base 6 to 1631 and encodes 541 amino acids.
CGAGAAUGAUGUUCGACCCACCGGAUUUCCCCUACAAGGAAUUAUCGGACACACUACGAGACCACUACGACUCCGACUAUCUUCUUUUCAAUUCUGAUGUAGUAGCAACAGAUUCAACCAAUAUCAAUAAAGAUCUAGCCGAUGUUGCUGAUCAAAUGCUGACGAAUGUAGGCAAUCAGAUAAUCUUUGAUUCUACUAAAAACUUGAAUGAAGGCGUAUCAUCUUUUUUGACUAGUACCACGAACAUUGAGCAAAAUACAGAAUUAUUUAUAGUUCAGUCGGAUAAUUUACUUAAUAAUUUUGAACCAACUUUACUUGAUGAUAACACGGUGAAUCAAUUCUUAUUGCCGCUUCAAGUUUCAGCGAGCGCGAAUAAGGGCACUGAAGAUACUGGGCCCGACUUGUUAGCAUUACACUCCUGCGUCAUUUGCCACGAGAUAUUUACUACGGACUCGGAUCUUCUAGACCAUACAAUUUCAUUCCAUACCUCUGAUCCGGUCUUGGAUGCUCUUCCUAGCAGUUCACCAGCUGACGCUAUAGAUCUGCAGCCAAAGUUACAAGAUAUAAGCCAUCCAACCGACAUAGAUUUUGAAUCCUACUGGCUUGUUUGUGGCAUCUGUGAACGUGUAUUAUCUACAGCUUUAGAAACAGAACCUACUGAACAACUGUGCUGCACCACCAGCGAUGGCAAGACCAGUGUGUCACCUCGGAAGCUUCUCACCAUGUACGUCUGUGACUUCUGCAACGGUCUGUUCGCGGACGCCGAUGCCUUGGACAGACACCGGUUGACUUGCUUUGUUCCUGAACAGAGUCAAAGCUUCUAUCCACCGGCAGAAAACUCAAGCGCCACCACAAACGACCAGCUAUGCUGCGCCUGCGACACUUGCGGCAAACGCUUCUCAACCAUCGAGGAGCUGAAGAUGCACACCAUGGGAUGCCUUCAGGUCGUCAAUAAGAGGGAUCGACGGUCUUACGCCAAUGCUACUAGCAGCAAAAUGUGGAAUUGCGGGUCGUGUAACCAGCUGUUUGCCACUGCAAGGGAACUCUACCGUCACAAGCGCGGAGAAGACCGGCCGUCGGGCGCGCCUCUCAUGGCGUACGUGUGUGAAGAGUGCGACAAGGUCCUAGGCAGCAUGUGCGCGUUGCACACGCACAAGAAGAUGCACAAGGUGUCUAAGCCGGGCUACCCAUGCCGCGUGUGUGGGCGCCGCUUCAACCAGUCGGGACACCUCGCGAUCCACAUGCGCAUGCACACUGGCGAGCGGCCCUACCCUUGUGACCUCUGCCCAAAGGCCUUCAAAGUCAAGGUGGAGCGCGACGACCACCGGCGCACGCACACCGGGGAGCGCCCGUUCGCGUGCACGGCGUGCCCGAAGACGUUCACCGCGGCUGCGCGGCUCCGCGAGCAUGCUAGGAUACAUACUGAUCAGAGGCCAUACCGGUGCGAUAUAUGUGGGGCCGCCUUCCGUCGUCCAUACGCUCGCACCGUUCACACCCUCAUUCACACUGGGGAGAAGCCACACGAGUGCGAUGUGUGCGGUACCACGUUCAGGCGUUCUGGCGAUAUGUGGAAGCACAAGAGAACCCUCCAUGGUGUCCAAGCAAGCGGGGAAGCUGAAUUGAAGUCUUAGCUCUUCCAAUCCGGCCCGCCGAGACCCAAAACGAGUGCCCACUGUCCGGCCCGCGGGAGCCAGGCUCCAGGGGUUCAGCAUUCAUGGAGAGUGGAACUGAUCUUAACAGCAGCAACCAGGUACCCUCCCCCGGCGCAAAAACGGACGGUGGCCCGCGCGAAAGUUUCUGAGGCGCAAUAUGAUCCUCAGGUAAAAAAGUUUGGAGACCCCUGAGCUAAGAGAUUCACAAAUGACUAUACCUGUGCCAAAAUGAUCUACCCUUUCAUCCGGGGUCUCUCUCGCACACAUGCCACCGACCUUUCAAGCUGUCUUUGUUAUCUUCAAUUCGCCAUCAGAUAGAUUACUUUGAUUCAGGUAUAGUCUUGUAUUCUGUACCUAACUUAACCUACGACGUGUCAGUAUUUUUAUGAUCUCAUAUUUAGUCUGUAGAUUCUAGGGUCUGUAGGCCUUUGAUAGUGUUCAUGUCUUUUAAAACAUUAUAUUAUAGUUAUUUUAAU